This is a messenger RNA of Symbiodinium pilosum, 690 nucleotides long. The record is from the annotation of a GenBank genome assembly. NCBI's taxonomy places the organism in Eukaryota, Dinophyceae, Suessiales, Symbiodiniaceae.
AUGACGUGGUUGCUGGAGACAAAGAGGUCCAUGAUGCGGUCCUGCUUUGUGAAUUUCUUCAUGGCUAUCCGCCUUCUUACGAAGAUCCUACAAGAAAAGAGCGUGGACUUCCACUUCCUAGGCGAGGAUGUAGACCCUGAUGAGAUGAGAGCAGCAUUGGGCGGUGUGGCUACAGGCUUGGCCGAGCAGCUGACAACUAUCACCCAGGAGGUGAACAAGAUCCGCGAGGAGCUGUACGGCGACAACGGCAUCGGCGGAAUCGCGCAGGAGCUUGAAAAGAUGAAAGCCGGCAGCCUGGGCAGCCUCCUUGAGGAUACCGACCUUACCGGGAUUCCUGGGAUCUCCGAAGGACGUGAUGGUCUGAGACAGAGGCCAGCAACAGAAGCUAGGCCAGCGAAAGGCGGAGGUCGGGGACUUCCCAACUCCUUGGAGCGCGAGCGGAGGCUGGAGGAACUCAGGCGGCGCAUUGAAGACCGGCAUGCCAAAGAAAAGAAGCCCGAGGGCCUGGGCUUCAUGGAGUGGCUGGUGAUCCUCUUUGUCAUCUUCGUCGUCGCUUACACGGCUCUGCCCUCCUUCCGCCUGAGCGUCAAGCAGACGUUUCAGGAGCUAGUCCUGGGGGAGGUGCCUGAGCCAAUUGAGGAGGAGAUCCCGGACUUGGGCGCUGUGGUGGCUGGACCUGAAGUCUACUAG